UAUUGUUAUGAACUUUAGAGUGAUUUGUCCUCAUUUACCAAGAACUUUAGAAAACUUUGAAAAUAAAUUGAUUUUGUGAAGAUUGACUCAUCAUGUGAAUUAUCUGGAUUUUUUCUGCUUCACAGUGUCCUCUUCAAAUCACGUUUUGAACUCUUGGGAUCUGUUGGAGAGUCAAAGCUCUGAUUGAGACCUCUGCUCAUGAGUCGAACCCUACAUAAUUUCAGACGUAGUUUCAAUUUUCGUUCGUCAUAUUUUAAGUUUCAGGAUGGCAAAAUUUUGUAUACUCAACUCUCCCAUAUCUGGAGGAAAUAGUCAUUAUAAGCUCUCGACUCUGUUAUCAUCAAUAGCCAGUGUCCUUUUCCUCAUCACCUCAGCCUUAUUUGUUUUAACAGCCUUCAGGAACACUUUGACAUGGCAUUUCCAAAAAUUCUGGGGUGCAUCAGGAAAUUUUUGGCAGUCAGGCUGGGAUAAGAUUCUUGAUCACUUCGGAGAAGAUCCAUUUACGUACUGGUACUAUGGAUCGUUGUUCGUGACUGUUGGAGUUUAUUGGUUCAUCGGUGGAAUCUAUACAUUGUUAGAUGUUUUCAAUAGGCCAAAUUCUCUUCGUUGCUACAAAGUACAGCCCGGUACAAAUGAGCCUGUUGACCUAAAACGUAUUCUCAUGGUUAUUCUAAAUGUGCUCACAAAUCAAUUUAUCGUUGGAAUGAUUGUGGGGCUCUUGUGGUAUCGACUAAUGCUAUGGAGAGGCUUUCCAGAGAUUAAAACUCUUCCCUCCUUCCAUUGGGUUCUUGCUGAGCUUUCUGUGCACAUUUUGGUGGAAGAAAUCAGUUUUUAUUACUCUCACAGAUUGCUCCACCAUCGCCUGCUGUAUAAACUAAUUCAUAAAAAACAUCAUGAAUGGACCGCGCCAAUAGCUAUCACUGCCUUGUACUGUCACCCUGUGGAGCAUGUUCUCUCCAACCUCCUACCCCCAUUCCUAGGUGUCUUCAUCACUGGCUCUCAUGUCGCAACAGCUUAUUUGUGGUUUACGAUCGCUGUCAUCUCUACUUUAAAUGCGCAUAGUGGUUAUCACUGGCCCUUUUUCCCCUCACCAGAAGCACACGAUUUCCAUCAUGCAAAAUUUAACCAAUGUUUUGGAGUGCUGGGCGUUUUGGAUCGCCUCCAUGGAACCCAUAAUUUGUUUCGAGAUUCACCUGCUUAUCCGAGGCACACAACCCUUUUAACGCUUGUUCCAGCACGAGAGCUCUACCCUGAUGUUCCCACCUGUCGAAAAUCAGCUGCACAAGCUGAAUUGCCUUUAACAGAAGACUCCCUUCUCAGUAACCACAAAAUGGUAUCUAAAGUAAGUUAAACCUCUCCGUACCAUCAGCUGGAAAAGAUAGAACACAACGAUUAUCUCUGAAUCAGCUGCACAAAGAGAAUUUGCACUUUACAUUUAAUUAAUCCAAAAUAUGAAUCAGUUUUUGGGAGAAAAUGUUGCAUAUUUAUUUAUGAACUCAACUGUAAUAUUGUACCUUGUGCUCAGCACCCAUUUUAUGAAGUUCUGGUUGCAACUGUUCGCAGUUGGAGCACUCACUGAAUCCUUUUUGUUGUGCAGUAUUGAAAAUGAAAAGUACUUAUGUUCUUUAAUUCAUCAAGCAAACCAUAACAAUGAAGAUGAAAUGCGGGAUUCUUAAGGUAGAAAAGAAUUGAUUGUAUUUGAGAAGUGCCCAGUCCAAGGAAUGGAAGAGGAUAAGUUCCCAGAAAACUUCUUGGACAUUCUCAGUUGAUUCAAUUUCAGCUAAACUUUGACCCUCCAGGGAUUUUUCGAAUGAAAUGAACAGGAAUCACACUCUGAGAUCACGAUGUUGAGAUAAUGCUAUUUCAAUUGAAUUAAUAAUGAGAAGUCUUGAGGAUCUCAAAAUUAAGAACAAGAGCAAAAAGAGAUACAAAAAACCCAAUAAGCGAUCAAGUAUAUCGCUGAAUUCGGCUUUGUCUUUUAUCGUGAAAUUAGGCCUACUAAGUCUUACUUGCACAAGUAACUUUACUAGGUUUUCUCAUAAUGGAGUGAGAGAAACUUCUCAUGGAAGUUUCUCCAUCUUUGUUUGGGUCAUAUUUUCCCGAAACCAAAAAUUGUAGCGCUCCGGUGCAGCUUACUGGGAGGAGUGUGUUAUAGUUAAUCAGAGGGUGAUCAAGCCACUCAUACAAAAUUGCUCUGGAAUGCAGCCAUGGCAUUUUUAGAUAAAGCGACUUUUGGAAGUUAGAGCUUUAUUUUGAAACUCUCCAGAGGGCCAUGGCAAAGUGUGUGAUAAGGCUUCCUGCCUCCACGGGUUAAACUGUAAAAAUUUCCUCUAGGAGAACAUUUCAGAGAUUAAUCUUGAAAUAUCUCUUAUCGGUUUGGAGUUCAUGCAAUAUUCAUGAUGCAAUCAAUUUUAUUUGCACAAUCAUUGUAAUUUAUUGAUAGUUGGCCGGUGUCUAUUUUUUAAGUAACUAAAAAUAAUUUUAAAGUUAGUCACACAAGAGCUGUAAAAAUGAUCAUCCAACACCUGCUAUUCUGCUGUGGACCUUUAAAGAUGGUUUGAAGCCUAGCAUCACAAUCUUUGUUUCCUCAUCGAAAUUUCUAACACAUUUUAGCAGAUUAAAAAAAUUAUUGCUAAUCUCUUAUUUACCAGUUUACCUUGAAAAUUUUUGAUACGCUUGAUGCUCUCUGCACUGACGGAAUGAUGAGGAAACAUUUCUUGUGAGACUUUAAUUUGUAGCCUGUCAAGUAGUUCACAUGUCACAUUACUGAUUAAUCAACCAAAAAAAACAAAUAGUGAAAGAUCGUUUAUUCCAAGAGUCUGGAAUCAAAGUGAACAGUUAUUAGUCUUUUGGAGUAUCCAGUCGGAAUGAAAAGAUUUUUUCUUGCCAUAAUUAGGAUUUUUCACAAAUUUAAGACUGAGAAAAAUUUGUAAUCUGAAUUUUUUGUGCGAAAAAAACUCAUAAGAGAUUUGAAACGUAACUGAGCAAGAGAUUCUUGAGGACCCCUUUUUAUUUGUCUUAACUACUGUACAUUACAAGUCCUCUAGAGAUCAGGAUAUUAAAUGAACCAUUUUUGCUCUAGGCAUGAAAAAAAAGCGCUAAAAUUAGUAUAUUUUGGGCAAACUAACAACUUCAUGGCGCACCUUGAAUCAGAAAGUUUGAGAGUUUAUUUUUCCAGCUUCGAACAAAAAUUCUGUUAGUCCAGUAGAAUUUGACCCUAAUUUUAUAAAAAUUUAGAAGUCAUGACAGCAUUCAAAAACAUGUUAUUUUUAGGAAAAUAUCUAAGAUUUUCACGCCCUCGUUUUUGCUUCUCACAAGCUCUUAGCAGCCUUAAUUGGGUAGCCUAGCAAAUUCUAGGAUAAGAAUUAGCUGCUCAUGAAUGUAUUUUACUUCUUGCAGAUGAUGCAUUUUUUCUGUGCCGUAGUUCGAAGUUAAAUAUUUGAAGAAAAUAAGAACAUGAUUUAUGACCUUGGCUCACAUGAAACAUAUCAUGAGAAGUUCGAAUCAUCAGUGUCACAAGUUGAUUCAGCCUUUGAACUUAUUUUAACUCAAAAAUAAUUUUUUCAACUGAAGAAGAGUUCUUUGCUGUGUAUAUUGACAAUCUUCAUCCUGACGGAACCUAAAGAAGACAUUUUCUUGAACUUUUAUUCCUCAUUGUUGAAGCGGAAGUGAAAUUUCACUUCUUUUUCAGAUGAUGUCUCAUCUGGAACCAAAUUGGGCAGAAAAUAGCAAGCCAAUUUCAACACAGAAUAAUGAGGAAAAUCAAGUAAUCAGAUCAUGAAAAUUAACAAUUUAAAAAUUAAUAUCGUGAAAUUCAUAGAUUGAGUUUUUGAAUAUAGACUUAAGUCAUUUUCAUUUCAUGACAUUCCCAAAAUUUCCAUCUUGUUUUUUCUUUUGCUCCUCUUUAAAUGUUAUCUGCUCCAUUAAAACCAAACGUAACCUAUUAUUUUAUUUCAAGUGAAGCACGUACUUUUAAGCUUUAUGUUCAUUUUCAACUAGUUUCUUCUUUUAUUUUUAUUUUUUUAUUAUAGAAGCAAUUUUUCUUUAAUUUUUCAUGUGGAAGUGUUAUAUAUGUCAUAGAAGUAAUGCAGGUUUGAUCUUUUUAACUGUCUUUAGCCAUUUUAACUUCUAACAGAAAAAUGUUGAAAUUUGGUGCACUAUCUCUACUUUUGGUGGUAGUGUUAUUAUCUGUAAGAAAAAACCCUAAGCAGAUCAUUCCUAAAAUUUCUUCAAGACAGGAGUUUUUGCCUCAAUCAGGCCUUUGUAAGCAUGCUGUAAACUUUUAAAUAAGGUUUUAAUAAUCUAAUGCCUGCUUUUUAUUAUUUUGUCUUAAAAAUCAAAUCAAAUGAAGGAUUAUUUUUGGAAAUUUCUAUCCAUAAGUCACCACGCUUCAGUGUAUGAGAUAAUUUGUGUUUGGUAUCAAUCUUUUUAAUGAAUCAAAAGUGAGCCGUCUGUUAUCAAUCAAAUAUCUCUAAGUACUUUUUUAUGGUGUUUCAUUGUGAUAUUAAUGCUAUUUUAUCUUGACUUGAAUCAAAGACUAAAAUCAUUCCCAGAGCCUUUCUUUUUGCAUCUAUAGAACUGCACUGGUGGCUGUGAAAAUAAUACCUGUUGUAGCUUUUCUCCUUUGCACCUCACCUCACAAGGCACGCACAGCGCAACGCAUCUCAUUUAAUACCCACUACUGUCGAUACCAAAGAUGUUUUCAGGGCAAACGAUUUUUAAGGUGCUAUUUAAGCAAGAAAUCAAUUGUUUUUCUUCUAUUUUGUUGGAUAGUUUUCUUUCUUUUUGUAAAUCUUCAACCCUUAUUUCCUAUUUCUUUACAGAAAAAAAAGUAAACCGCCCCAACUUUUUCUUCAGAGCAUUAGAGAGUUUUCCGUCUAAAACUCAAAAUUCAUUUUUUUGAUGGAAUUUGACAAUGAGGCCCUUUAAAAACGAAAGGAUUUUUAAGUCCCUUCUUCCUGUGGACAAUCACAAUCAUUUUUAAGUAUUCAUUGUUUAUUUUGCAGAGCACCCAAUUCUUUUGAGAGAUUUCAUAAGUCUCAUUAAUUCGGCACCUCUUUUAAGGGACCCUCAUAAGUUUGGCACUCACUCUAGCAUGAUUUCUCAUAUUUUGAUUAUUCGAAAUUGAUAAAAUUCUGAUUGAUAAAUUUGCUUCACAUUGUUUCCUGCACAUGUCUGUUAAAUCAAAAGGUGUAUUAAACCAUACGCUCCAGUGUUAUAUGAUACAUUUACAAUGCUUUCCAAAGGAAAGUGUCUCCAUUAUUAUUGAAUGUAUUCAUUUAUUGAUCACAGCUAUUAGUACUAUUUUUUACUCAUCAUUAAACUGCAAUUGACUCAGUGAGAAUGAAUACACAAUAACUCGUAAAAAAGAAAAUUUUCAGGAGAACUAACUGCAUAGUAGGUGAAGAAAUUGGUAUAAGAGAUAGGUUUUUGGUGCCGAAGGAAACGCACUUCGGGUCACUAAAAAGGCCUAAGUUGACGUAUUUGUGUAUAUCUUCAAUGACUUUCAUGAAAAUUGGGCAUUUUUAAGUUUUCGAGUUGGUGUGUUUUCAUUCCCACAGAGUCAAUGGUGAAGAAAUGAUUUUCAGACAUGCAUGACUGGCCCAACACUGGAAAAACCAAUGAGAAAAAUGAUACACGGUGAAGCUGUUCUGUAUGUCUCUCUCUUUAAAUUCUCUUUACCUCAUUCUCAAUGGAGCUUUGUCUCUCUUAUUUUUUCUAAUAACAUAUCUUUCAAUUUUAAGUUACUAAAGGUAUCUUCAACAUAUCUUUAAAUUUAUUUCUGAUCAUUAAUGAUUUUCGAGUGAAAAUGGUGGUAGUAUACUGUGCGUGCCCUUGACUUUAUUUAUGUUAUCAGAUAUUUAUCUCUAUCAAAUUUUUUAUUCUUAUUAUCAUUGGCUCUUUGUCAUUGAGUCGAACUUUUUUCAAUGUUAUUCAUAUGUUGAGAGUGUAUUUUCUGAAUUUUAAAAUUAAAUUUCUACCAACUGUCUGUA
Messenger RNA from Bemisia tabaci, 5993 nucleotides. The record is from RefSeq and is a predicted model, not a curated record. NCBI's taxonomy places the organism in Eukaryota, Metazoa, Arthropoda, Insecta, Hemiptera, Aleyrodidae.